CCACAUCUGGACGUUACAGGACUCAGCUGGACAUAAGAGUUCACGCAUGGACGUGACCUUUGAAUGUACCAUUUAAAACCCACUAAACACACCUGCACACACACUGUUCAUGAUAGUUGUCCUGACUCCAGAACAGUUAAAAUUCCAACUUAACAAGCUUGAGCAACACAUUUUCCCCCUCACGCUUUAUUAGUCUGCACACGCAGGCGACCGCUUCACGCUGAAUUCCUCCCUGUGAAACCUACUUCCUUACGUUCAGCGGAGCUGCAGACGUUUCGCUCCGGGCCCGAUUCUCUCGGACAAGACUGGAAUUGAAGAGCAUAAGGAGCAUAAGCAGCUGCCACAAAUGGAGCAAACGCACAUCAACACGUGUGAAGCGGCCUUUUCCUCUCUUGCAGCACUGCAUUCCAGAUGGGGAGCAGCGCUGUGUUUUCUGGCAGCGCGCCUCCUGUUUGUGUAGUCUGCGCUGAAGCGCUGGUUUACGGCGAUAGUGGCAUUUCACUUUCAUAAUCGUUGAUUCAUAGAUUUAUUGUGGUGUUUUCGCAGCGUCGCCCCCUCCGUCUGCCUCUCGUUGGUCUCGCUCCCCGUUCACAUGGUUCUAGUUGAGCGGAGUGAGGUCACGGCUUCGCUGAGCCGUCGCAUGUUGCACGCUGGAUGAUGUCUCCACCCCAGUGUCUCCCCACAGACGCCAUCAACAAGCUUCUACUACUGCAUUCCUCAUGAUUCAAAGCUCUGCUUCUAGUUUUAUGUCAUUUCACCAUAUGUCAUGGUGAUUGAGUGUAGAGUAAUAGAAGCAUUUAUAAAUUUUUUUUACUAUUUGCAGUUAGUUAGUGCUUUCAGGCAUAUCUUCCUCUUUUAUUAGACUGAAUGACUGAAGUGGAUCAUUUGCAGCGUUUUGUCACCUUACUUCAUCGUUCAGCUCAGGAACGAUGGCGUGCGUCCGUGGCCACUCGAGCCGAUGGGAUACUCCGCAUUGCGCACGCGUCUGGGUAUGAGCCGGACAGAUGAGGGCGUCCUAUUGCACAUGCUUUCAGCCAACCGGCCCUGGCACCCGUUACCGGCAGCAUGCCGCACUGUGGCAGCGAUUACGAGAAGUGACGGGCGUGUGUGUGUGUGUGUGUGUAUAAAUAUAUGUGUGUGUUAUGUGUUCACCCUGAGCUGUGUGUGGAGGAGCAGAUAGGAUAAGAUAGUUCUUCUCCACCGUACUCAGAUCAGAGCUUCAUAAAUGGACGUUACCGGCCUUCGCUGUGACAUUUGUUGUCUUUCAUUCCCUGUAAAAGCCAGGAGGCCGUUUAAUGGAGGAGCAGGACGCAACAGGGAGCACGUGACCCCGGAGAUGAACAAGCUUCGCCAGAGCCUGAGGAGGAAGAAGCCCACGUACGUGCCCGAGGCCAGCAGACCUCACCAGUGGCAGGCGGACGAGGAGGCCGUGCGCAAGGGCAAAUGCAACUUCCCUGUGCGGUAUCUGGGGCUGGUGGAGGUGGAGGAGUCGAGAGGGAUGCACGUGUGCGAGGAGGCGGUGAAGAAGCUCAAAGUUAGUGGGAAAAAGACAGUGAAGGCGGUGCUGUGGGUUUCAGCCGAUGGACUCAGGGUGGUAGAUGACAAAACUAAGGACCUGAUCGUGGACCAGACCAUAGAGAAGGUUUCGUUCUGCGCUCCUGAUCGUAACUAUGACAAGGCCUUCUCCUACAUCUGCCGCGACGGGACCACCAGGCGCUGGAUGUGCCACUGCUUCAUGGCUCUCAAAGACUCGGGAGAACGACUCAGCCACGCAGUCGGCUGUGCCUUCGCUGCCUGCUUGGAGAGGAAGCAGCGCCGGGAGAAGGAGUGUGGCGUGACGGCCUCCUUUGACGCCAGCCGCACCUCGUUCGUCCGCGAGGGUUCCUUCCGGGCCAACUCCUCCUGCAGCCAACAGGGCAGCGGCAGCGAGCGGGACGACAAGCUGCCGGACAAGAAGAAAGACCAACCUCCUGCCAUCCCGGCGCUCCCGCCCGGCACCGCCUCCCCACCGGAGGGCGCCGCGUCCCCCAUGGAGCGUCCAGAACCAGGCGGGCCUCACGCCAUCCCUCGCCGCCAUGCGCCCAUUGAGCAGCUGGUGCGCCAGGGCUCGUUCCGGGGAUUCCCAGCGCUCAGCCAGAAGAACUCGCCCUUCAAGAGGCAGCUGUCGCUGCGCCUCAAUGACCUGCCAUCCACACUGCAACGCAAGACCGACUUCCAGGACAAGAACCCUGAGAUGGACAUGGGCUUUCCAGACGAGGGGGACAGUAGUAUUAAUGCUCUUUGUAGCCAAAUCAACAGCUCCUUCACCAAACCUUCAGACGAGCUCUUCUCUAACGCUUCUAUGGCUGCUAAUGGCCCUGCAGCCUGCACUGUUCCUGUACUGCCACCACCGCCUGCACCAAUGCAGGCCACUUCUACCUGGGUGCAGCCAGAGCCGGCGCUCCACUCUCCUCCUGGAAUUUCCGUGGCGAUGCAGAUGCAAAUGCAGAUGCAGAUGCAGAGUGGGCACAGGCGCACGCCCUCUGAGGCUGAAAGAUGGCUGGAGGAGGUCUCCAAGGCGGUCAAGGCUCAACAGACCCCUCCCCCCGGUCCCUCCAUUCCCACCAUUCCGGGGCCACCCUCUAUGUCAAGUCAUCAAAUGUCCAGUCAGGCAGCCAUAUCAGCUGCCCAAGUGUCCACUAUCUCCAUGACCAAACCGUUAAUCUCUAGGCCCUCUGCUCUCUCAGGUCAGGCCCCAGUGCCCCUUCCACCUAUGCCAUUGUCAUCGGUUCCUCUAAUACCGGGCCCUCCAGUGACAGGCCCCCCUAUGUCUCUACCUUCCAUGUCUAUCCCUACGAUGUCCGGUCCAAGCAUGUCUGGAGCACCAAUGAUCCAGCCCUCUCUUCCUGGGCCCCCAGGCUCCCUUCCAAGCUCCAUGCAGCCCUUCCCCUUGGCUUUUGACACCACACCAGCCCCCGUGGGAAUGUUUGCCAGCCAGCCUGUCCAACCCGCUUUUGUCCCCAUGCAGACAUACAUGCCAGGUCUGGCCAGCAGUAUGACCUACCCCAAUGCCAGCGUGCCUGUGGUAGGCAUUACACCAUCCCAAAUGGUGGCCAAUGUCUUCUGCACCGCCACAGGCUCGUCAGGCGCCGGGAGUGCUAUGGGUUCAGCGACAGGAGGACAUAAAGUGGGGUCACUUGGAGCAGUCGGGCCACACCACACUUAUUCAGGAGCACCUGGUUCAGUUGGGUUCUCCACGCCGCCGUUCUCCUCCACUCCUCCGCUAUCGACAUCCAUAAACGGCCUGCCGCCCCACAGCGGAACCACGUCUGCUCUCCAGAAUGGGACCUCCAACACUGGCGGCAGCGGAGGCGGCAGCAGCUGCUGGCCGCCGGAGGGCAGCCAGCUCACAGCUCCGCCGUCCUGCAUCUCCCACGACGACGACCGCUUCGAAGCUAAGUGGGCGGCUCUGGAGUCCAAACCGGCAACACAGCAGCCUGGGAACAAGGCGCCAGCAUCAGCAGCCAAUCCAUUCUCCAGCAAUCUGCAAAAAACGUUCGAGAUUGAGCUCUAAGCCGGACUCCUCCUCCCAAAGUUGUAGCGCUAACUCUGAGGCUAAGCCCGAGGAAGCCACUAAUUCCAGCAUCUCUGCUCCAUAAAGCUACCCAUCUAUCAUCUGACCCGUGGCAGCCUAGCAGCUUUUUAAACGCUCUCAAGAGACCCAGUACCAUAAUGAUUAUAAUUGCAUUCUUUACACUCCCAUGAGAGUUCGGGAGGAAAGUGGCAGAUUGCUGGACUGCCACCAAAGGACGAGGUCUCCAUCUCCUUAGACUUGAUGGACUGAAUCCUUCCACGCCACCCGUUACUGCCUCUCUUCCCCGCUUUCGCUCCUCCACUCGGGCUUUAUGUUGCCUGCAGUGAGUCCCUGGAUGUACUGUGCUGUGCCUCUGUGAGAACACCACGGGGGACGCAGUUCAUUGGUUUCUUUCUUUCAAAGGGGGCACCACUCAGAGGCAUUCCAAUCCCAUUAAAGUCUUUAGUCGUUCGGGUUCUGGGGGGGUCUGGUUGGAGAAUUUGUGGCUGUGGCUACAUCACCAAAAGUGCACAGAUGGAGCAGAUGGAUGCUGUAUUUAGCCAAGCACAGCACUGGUUUGGAUACCUGAAAGGAGUCAGUGGUUUAAGAUCCAACACGACCAACCCAAAAGGACUAACUGACCAAUAGUAGAGAUUUAUGGCCAAAAUGAUUUUAUUUAUUGUACUUUAUUUUUUAUUUUAACAUUAUAUAUUCUUAAAAAUUUGAAUUUUAAAGCAGUAUUUCGGGAGUGUCUUGUUUUAUCCCCUGUAUUUAUUUUUGUGGAACCAUAAGGAGGAGGCGGACGAGAGCAGCAGCAGUAGAUGCAGAAAGCACUGUCACGUAACAGGAACCAAAUGACCGGGGCCGAUAGUGAGGCUGAGUGCGACGUGGGCCUGUACAUGGUGGCUUGUUUCUUCCUUCGGCGCUCACUCGCACACACUGUGCUGCUGCUGAGGCUUCGCUUCGCCUCUACAGCCCGUUGCCGUCGCUCGCCUACAGUAACUUCAGGGGCGCUGGGACAUGAAAAAAAAAAACGUUUCAGGAUCUUCAGCUGCACAACAGUCCGCUGGUCUUCAUCUUCUCCAGACAAACAACAACUCAGUGGAAAUAAGAACAAAAACACUCUACAGCACUGUGCAACUGGUCGAGAAUGAAUAUUGCACUACAUUCCAACAUUGGUCAUUGAACAUGUUCAAACACAGGGUAGUGUCAUCACAUACGGUAUGAUUGUGUGAUCACCUCUAUUUUACUACUGAGUGGGUUGCAGUUGUGUUGCUCAGAUGUUGGGAGAAAUGAUUUGGGCUGAAAAGGGAAGAGGAACUGAGGCAUGGAAAAUGACAUAGCAGAAUAUUAUGCACAUGUUUUAAGGACAUUGCUUGAUACGCAAACGCAAAAAUUCCGAACUGGAUGAGAAGGUUAACCUGCAUGUGAGAGGCCGAGGGCUAAAACGGACUUGUACCUUUACGAAAUAAGAUGGAGGAAGUCUGCUGGAAGUAAAAUUAGAUGGAUGUGGUUGAAAUAACAAAGAGACGGAGACGGAGUGGACAAAGGCGCAUUCAUCACGCAGCCCACAAACAGAGCACUGUUCCUCAACUCUCCUCAAAGCUUUUUGAUCAUAUUUUUAAAAACGGUCGCUUAACGUGUACACGCGCUCUCAUAACACCGUUUCUUCUGCUAAUGCUCGACACCCUAUACAGUUAUAUCCAUCAUGUCAAUGAGCUUUCUGUUCAGGUUCCGUUCCAAAAAGAUGCCACAUUGCAAAAUGGACGUUUUCCCACAGGUUGCGUCUGUGCGUUACAUAAACUGCGUCUGAGCAGAGAUGCUCCUGUUAUGUUCCAUGGGAAUUGAAUUGUUUGGACGCAGCCUGCCGCAGAUUAGGUUUCCUGCUCAUUAACCCGUCGCAGUUUAAUUAGCUUAUGGGGUCUCUUCCUGUGGCCUCGGAUAGGCUGCCUUCUCACAGAGUCUAAAUUUAUGUGCCGCUGGUCUAAUUUACACCACGUUAGUUCCACCCGAGGUUCUGUCCUUUGUUUCCAGACGAAUCAGUCUCUCUUUCCCACCAAACAAAUGCAAACUGCUCUCUCUCUCUGUAACGCAAGACUGAGUCACAUGAAAUUGAUGCUUUUAUUUUAUGGGGAAUAUAUUUUAGCGCUUGACUCUUGUUUGCACGUCCUCCAAAUUAUAAAUGUAGGUUAAUUGUGUUCUGCGUUGAAGCAAACUAAAUGACCUCAUAAACUUGAUUGUAAAACCAUAGUUUAGUGAUGGUAACAAAGCAAACCAGUGGAGUUUAUUUUUAAUCUUUAUUUACAGAAUUUUUGUAUUUAAACCUACAUAUUUGUAUUGUAAUUACACUGUACAAAAGAUAAAUAAAGUAAUAUAAUAUUA
Betta splendens (Siamese fighting fish) is the source of this 5935-nucleotide messenger RNA. It is a transcript of the gene numbl, whose product is annotated as NUMB like endocytic adaptor protein. Bases 1226 to 3553 code for a protein of 775 amino acids. Lineage: Eukaryota; Metazoa; Chordata; Actinopteri; Anabantiformes; Osphronemidae. The transcript is spliced from 9 exons. The record is from RefSeq and is a predicted model, not a curated record.